This is a messenger RNA of Phascolarctos cinereus (koala), 352 nucleotides long. NCBI's taxonomy places the organism in Eukaryota, Metazoa, Chordata, Mammalia, Diprotodontia, Phascolarctidae. The record is from RefSeq and is a predicted model, not a curated record.
GGCUGGAAGAAAGACCCGAGCCCAGACUUUUCAGAUCCUUUGUGGUCCCCAGAACCAUGAUUGAGGUUGUGUGUAACGACCGGCUGGGCAAGAAGGUCUGUGUGAAGUACAACACGGAUGACACGAUAGGAGAUCUGAAGAAACUGAUUGCGGCUCAGACAGGCACCCAUUGGAACAAGAUUGUUCUGAAGAAAUGGUACACAAUCUUCCAGGACCAUGUUUCCCUGGGUGAUUAUGAGAUCCAUGAUGGAAUGAACCUGGAGCUUUAUUAUCAGUAGGGGCAGUGGGCCUGCCAAUUCUGCAACCCACUCCCUAUUUUUAAAGUCUCACUAAUAAAAAUAAUUUAAAUGCU